Messenger RNA from Eptesicus fuscus (big brown bat), 1369 nucleotides. It is a transcript of the gene DMTN, whose product is annotated as dematin actin binding protein. The transcript has 15 exons. Gene Ontology annotation, cellular component: actin cytoskeleton; plasma membrane. The record is from RefSeq and is a predicted model, not a curated record. Gene Ontology annotation, biological process: actin filament bundle assembly; lamellipodium assembly; cytoskeleton organization. Gene Ontology annotation, molecular function: actin filament binding. The coding region runs from base 78 to 1295 and encodes 405 amino acids. Lineage: Eukaryota; Metazoa; Chordata; Mammalia; Chiroptera; Vespertilionidae.
GGGCCGAGCUUGACGCCCCGUCGCCUCCCCUCGCGCCCAGGGAUCUGCGAGUGACCCGACCACCACCUCCCGGCUGCAUGGAGCGGCUGCAGAAGCAACCACUUACCUCCCCCGGGAGCGUCAGCUCCUCCCGAGACUCCAGUGUUCCCGGCUCUCCCUCCAGCAUUGUGGCCAAGAUGGACAACCAGGUGCUGGGCUACAAAGACUUGGCUGCCCUCCCCAAGGACAAGGCCAUCCUGGACAUCGAGCGGCCUGACCUCAUGAUCUACGAGCCCCACUUUACCUAUUCUCUCCUGGAGCACGUGGAGCUGCCCAGAAGCCGGGAGCGCUCGCUGUCACCCAAAUCCACAUCCCCCCCUCCGUCCCCAGAGGUGUGGGCGGAGAGCCGGUCCCCUGGAACCAUCUCUCAGGCUUCAGCCCCAAGAACCACUGGGACCCCCCGAACCAGCCUGCCCCACUUCCACCAUCCUGAGACCACCCGCCCAGAUUCCAACAUCUACAAGAAGCCACCCAUCUACAAGCAGAGAGAGUCCAUGGGAGGCAGCCCUCAGAGCAAGCACCAGAUUGAGGACCUCAUCAUUGAGUCAUCUAAGUUCCCUGCAGCCCAGCCCCCCGACCCCAACCAGCCAGCCAAGAUCGAGACUGACUACUGGCCAUGCCCCCCAUCACUGGCUGUUGUGGAAACAGAAUGGAGGAAGCGGAAAGCAUCCCGGAGAGGCGCAGAGGAGGAGGAGGAGGAGGAAGACGAUGACUCCGGGGAGGAGAUGAAGGCUCUCAGGGAGCGCCAGAGAGAGGAACUCAGUAAGGUCACUUCCAACUUGGGAAAGAUGAUCUUGAAAGAAGAGAUGGAAAAGUCAUUGCCUAUCCGGAGGAAAACCCGCUCCCUGCCCGACCGGACACCCUUUCAUGCCUCCUUGCACGGUGGAACAUCAAAGUCAUCUUCCCUCCCGGCCUACGGCAGGACCACCCUGAGCCGGCUGCAGUCCACAGACUUCAGCCCGACCGGGAGUGAGGCCGGAAGCCCAGGCCUGCAGAACGGAGAGGGCCAGAGGGGGAGGAUGGACCGGGGAAACUCCCUGCCCUGUGUGCUGGAGCAGAAGAUCUAUCCCUACGAAAUGCUGGUGGUGACCAAUAAGGGGCGAACCAAGUUGCCUCCAGGUGUGGAUCGGAUGAGGCUGGAGAGGCAUCUGUCAGCGGAGGACUUCUCCAGGGUGUUCGCCAUGUCUCCCGAAGAGUUUAGCAAGCUGGCUCUGUGGAAGCGGAAUGAGCUCAAGAAGAAGGCUUCCCUCUUCUGACCGCCCCGCACUCCGCACUCCGUGACCGACCCUCACCCCUGCUGCUCUCUGGAGCUGGGUCACUGGACCCUAAA